Molecule: messenger RNA, 2428 nt
Organism: Melospiza georgiana
Lineage: Eukaryota; Metazoa; Chordata; Aves; Passeriformes; Passerellidae
Product: hydrocephalus-inducing protein homolog
Exons: 14
Coding region: 1-2385 (794 amino acids)
Biological process (GO): axonemal central apparatus assembly; cilium movement
Cellular component (GO): axoneme
Source: RefSeq, a predicted model, not a curated record
AUGAUCGUGGGCACCAGGAAGACCCGGAGCGUUGUGCUGAAGAACAUAGGCAUGGCCAAUUUCACAUUCUGCAUCCGCCAAACACCCAAGCUUGCGUCUACAAAGCGCUCGACAGGAAAGGAAUCAAGCUUGUCAACACCGAGUCACCUCAAUCUGGGCGCGUUCACGGUGUCCCCCUGCUGUGGCUGCAUCCGCCCGUGUGGCCUGCAGGUGAUCAAAGUGGAGUGCCUCGCAGGGCAGGAGGGCACAUGUGAGCAGCAGCUCUACAUCGACAUCAUGGGCAGAGACCCCAAGGACAACCCCCUGGGCAUUCCCUUCUCCCUGAUUGUCGAGUCCUGCCUCCCAGCACUCGUUCAGGAUGUCACGUCAGUCUUCAAGGACUACCCGAUCUGCAGCAGCGCCGACCUUGAGUACAAGCUGCAGUCGCUGGAAGGCAUGGGCCUGUUCGUCAGAGAUGAGAACAGAUUCAUUUUCAACAAGGUUCUGGUUGGGCAGGAGGCAGAAGCUCAUUUCAGAAUUUGCAAUGCAGGCCGUCUGCCAUGUGACGUGGCCCUCUCCAUCCUGCCUGGAGAGGAACAAAUCCCUAUCAACAAUAUUUUCAAUCUGGAUCCUGUCAAGAUGUCCAUUCGUGGCUCAUCCUCUGCCAUUGCUACGGUGACCUUCACCCCGCCAGACAAGCAGAGCUACGACUGCACCUUCAAGGCUUCCCUUGUCAUCCCCAAAGGCUCUGUGGAAGUUCAACCCCAAAUUCUGACCUUCACCAUCAGUGGGAAGGGGCAGGAGCUGCCGGUGACAGUCGUGCGCCCCAAUGCUCGCAGCAAGAGGGGAACGGCCGUGCUGCGCUUCAAGAGGCUCCAGCUGGAGCAUUCAGAGAUGCUCCCCCUGGUCCUCCGUAACAGUGGCACCAAACCUGUCAAGUUUAUGUUACAGCUGGAGGAUGAGCACGGAGCGUUCUCCUUGAAAGGCAGGGCCUUCACAUUCAAGACAGUCCUCACUGGAGAUAUGGAAGAGGACUCCGUCAGAAGCGAGACCAAGCCCCCAAAGCAGACUUUCAUCCUUCUGCGUCAUGGGCAGUCGGCACAGUUUAAGGUCAUUUUCAAACCCACCCUGGCUCAACGUGUGGAAGGGAAGAUUGCUCUGGUAGUGGGGGACAUCUGCAUGACCCUGGUUGAGCUGGUGGGUGAAGGCCACAACGACGAAUUCACCCUCGAUGGAUUAAAGGAAGACACCCAGGAGAGGAAUGCCAAGAGCAGUCUGAGGAAAGACAUCAUUGAUGCUGUCAGAGUGAACCACAUCGAGUUUGGGCACUGUCCUGUCGGGAAGCGCUGCCGCAGGACCUUCACCAUCACCAACCGCACCCUUACGCAGGCCAUGCGCUUUGAGUGGGAUGCAGACGCCCCGUUCCAGUUCUCCCCCAAGGUGGGACACCUCCAUCCUGGCUGUGCCAAGAACAUCGCAGUGAUCUUGAGAUCAGAUGUCCCAGUCACCUUCAGAAGGCACCUUGUGAAAUGUAAGGUGACCAAGAUCAACUUUGAGCUGCCACGAAGGAAGGUUCUAGACUGGGACGACCAAAUGCGCACUGUGACGGUGAAGGAUACCACGUGGAAAGACCCAGCAGGCAGGUGGCCUAAAAAAGAGAAGGUGGUUGAGCCAGUCCUGGAACCAGCUCACACUGUGGUGGAGGAGAGCAGCCAGGAGGCUGAGGUGUACCUCAGUGCUGUUGUUGCCCACGCCCAGUUCAAACUGAGCACAACCGUGGUUGAGUUCAAGGACACCUUGCCCUUCCAGACAAGGACAGCCUUUUUCAGGCUAUGCAACACAGGGAAGAUAGCCCUGGAAUACUCCUGGGAGGAAGCUGGAGAUAGUGAAGCAGCGAUGAGGACUGCUCUGGCACGUAAUUUCCUCUCCUCUGAAACUUUAAGGCGUUGCAGAAACCUGCUGCAUCAAUUUGGGUGGCAGCAGGACCAUGAAACUCAGGCUUUUGAGCUACGGCUGCUGCAGCGGCUGGCCAAGCACCUGCAGGAUUCCAAGAGGCAGCAGUUCGAGGAGCAGGACCAUCCCAAGAAGCUGCGCAACUCAAAGCGCGUUGGUUCCGCCCUGGAAAUCUUCCCAGACGCCAUCUAUGACCUGCCACUGUUCUCCAUCAAGCCCUACCACGGCAUCAUCACUCCUGGCCAGAAGCAGGCCUUCCAAGUGCAGUUCUCCCCAAAGUGCGCGGGGAUGUUCCAGACCACCCUGCUGUGCAGAAUUUCUAACCUGAAUCCAGCUGAGAAGAUGAGGCAGGUGACUGUGAAAGGCAGAGCCUUGGAGCAGAAGAUUCUUGGUAGGGCAGACGGAGAAAGGCCAGGGAGCCAAGGAUCAGGUGCCCUGGAAAGCAGCACCUGAGGGACAGCAUUUGUGUCAGCUGGAGCUCCUGCAGGAGGCAGCA